This is a messenger RNA of Amaranthus tricolor (Joseph's coat), 2822 nucleotides long. RefSeq lists its product as uncharacterized. NCBI's taxonomy places the organism in Eukaryota, Viridiplantae, Streptophyta, Magnoliopsida, Caryophyllales, Amaranthaceae. Gene Ontology annotation, molecular function: guanyl-nucleotide exchange factor activity; translation initiation factor binding; translation initiation factor activity. Gene Ontology annotation, cellular component: eukaryotic translation initiation factor 2B complex. Gene Ontology annotation, biological process: biosynthetic process. The coding region runs from base 257 to 2398 and encodes 713 amino acids. The record is from RefSeq and is a predicted model, not a curated record. The transcript is spliced from 15 exons.
UGAGAUAGUUUUAAAAGAGAAUUUGUGCGGCAGCCCGAAAGUCCCCUCAAGGCUCAAACUUAUGUUCCGGCGAGGCAAGGGCCAAGGCUACGCAAAUUAAAAGACCCGGAAAAGAUCGAUCCAGAUUUCACUGCAUACAACAAAGAGGGGAGACACAGAAAGUGUAGUGAGAGAAUUGAGAACGGGUUUUCAAUUGCUGAGGUUUAAGCUUUUGCUGGGUAUACACGUAAAUUAAUAAUCCUUAAAAAGAUUUAAAAUGGUGCAGAAAAAACCCAGUAAGGCUUCAGAAGAUGCAGAAGAACUUACUCACGUUCCUUUGCAAGCCAUUCUUUUGGCCGAUACUUUUGCCACUAUUUUUCGUCCUAUUACUCUUGAACGCCCCAAGGUACUCCUACCCCUUGUGGGUAUUCCGAUGAUAGAAUACUCCUUGGGGUGGCUUGAAUCAGCUGGGGUAGAAGAAGUGUUCGUGUUUUGUUGUGCUCACUCAAGUCAAGUGACCCGUUACUUGGAGAAGUCUCAGUGGUCUAAUCAUCCGAACAUGGCUGUAACAACAAUUGAGUCACAUAAUUCAAUCAGUGCUGGAGAUGCCUUGCGCUUGAUAUAUGAACGCAAUGUGAUACAUGGAGAUUUUGUUCUCAUUACUGGGGACACAAUAAGCAACAUGUCACUUGCAGAGGCAGUUCAGGAACACAAAGAGCGGAAAAAGAAAGAUAGCAAUGCUGUGAUGACUAUGGUAGUAAAAAAAUCAAAGCCUUCAUCAAUUUCUCAUCAAUCACGACUUGGCACAGAUGAGCUUUUUAUGGCAAUCAAUCCAGAUACAAACCAACUAUUGUAUUAUGAAGAAAACAAUGAACAUGUGCGAGGACUUAUAACUCUUGACAAGGCAUUGCUGAAUGAUAAUUCUUCAGUUUCUAUGUAUAAUGAUAUGCAGGAUUGCUACAUUGAUAUUUGUGCUCCUGAAAUCCUAAGUCUUUUUACAGACAAUUUUGAUUAUCAACAUCUUCGUCGUGAUUUUCUGAAGGGACUACUUGUUGAUGAUAUUAUGGGAUACAAGAUUUAUACUCAUCAAAUUCAUUCAAAUUAUGCGGCUAAACUUGAGAACUUUAGAAGCUAUGAUACCAUCAGCAAAGAUAUAAUUCAAAGAUGGACUUAUCCCCUGGUUCCUGACAUCCAAUGUUUUGGAAGUUCUGUUAUUAAACUUGGAAGACAAGGAAUGUACAGUGCAUCAGAUAUAGGUUUAUCGGGGAACGCCAAAAUUGGCCCUUUUACCCUUGUUGGUAAGGGAACUACUAUUGGCAACAAUAGUAAAGUUUCAAACUCAGUUAUUGGGGAAGGGUGCAAGAUUGGCUCAAAUGUUUCAAUUGAAGGUUCAUAUAUUUGGAAUAACGUCACUGUUGAAGAUGGCUGUGAACUAAAACAUGCCAUUUUGUGUGAUGGGGUGGUGAUGAAAGCUGGAUCUACUUUGGAACCUGGUGUCAUUUUGUCGUUCAAGGUUGUUAUUGGGGAACACUUCGUAGUUCCUGCUUACUCAAAGGUUUCUUUAUAUGAACAACCAACUUCGCAAGAUAGUGAUGAAGAGUUGGAAUAUGCAGACAGCAGCAAGGGAUUGACAGAAAUUUCGUCAGUCAAUGCAACAGGGAUGUCAGAUGGUGAGUUGGUGUCCAAAGCAGCUCAAGCUUCAGAGGUUGGUGCGGGUGGUGCUGGCUACAUCUGGUCACCUUCUGAAGGUCGAAAAGAAGAAUGGCGACAUUCGGUUGCACCGAUUCCUGCGGACAAGCUUGCUGACUUGCGGAAGGCAUAUGAUGACUUGGAUUUGACGAAUUUAGAUGUCAACCCUACACCCAACUUGGAUAUAACUUCGGACCCUGAUACUGAGGAUCCCAUGGAUGACUUUGAGAAGGAGGUUGAAGCAACUUUCCAAAGAGCUGUGCAAGAAAAUAUCAAGGAUGACAAUGUUAUAUUGGAAGUAAACUCACUUCGCUUAAGUUUCAAUAUGGCUGCUGCCGACUGUGCUGGAGCUAUAUUCUAUUCAGUGAUGAAGUUGGCUGUAGAAACAGCUCAUAGUUCCAAUGUUGACCUCCAUAAAAGUGUGGCCAAAGUAAUCACAACUUGGAAGAAGCUGCUAAAGUACUACCUAUCAUCUGUGGAUGAAGAGAUUGAAGUGAUACUUAAGUUCGAAGAAAUCUGCUCUGAGUCAGCAAAGGAGUUGUCUCCACUUUUUGCUCAGAUUUUACAUAUUCUAUAUGAUGUUGAUAUCAUUCAAGAAGAAGCAAUACUAGCUUGGGAAUCAGAAAAACAAGAAGCAGAUGAAGCGGACAAAGUGUUUGUGAAGCAAGCUCAAAGUUUCAUUGACUGGCUAAAAACUGCAUCCGAGGAGGACUCCGAGGAAGAGGAAUGAGUUGUGCUUGAUUGCCGAUAGUGUGACGUGGACUAGUACAUAUUGGGACGAGUAACAUUUUGAUACAUAUCCGACCAUGAAGCUCAACACCAAAAUCAGACUAAAGUCGAAGAUUUUUGCGGAUGAUGUACUAACUUAGAUUUGGAGCAAGCAAGAGAUUCGUGUUUACGUCUUUAACAUGAUCAUGUUGAUCUGUUAAUAAUGUACCUUGCUGAGUAACAUGUUGAUUUUUGACUUGACCCGGUAUUAUAAUUGCGUGUUAUGAUGCAAGUAUUUUUGGGAACAGUUGUGUUCAUCAGUUUUGUCUAUGCAUCUUGGUAUUCAUAAUGGUUGUUUUUAACCUCAUUGAGCAAAGAAUGCCCAUGCUUAGUUGUAGAAAAUCGAAUUUUAUCUCAAUUGGAUGAAAUAUCACUUUCUUUUCAAA